GGGAACGGCUAUGGCGGAGGCGGCGGAGGAGGUGAGGAGGCAUAUGCCGAUGCCGGUGCGGAUAUUCGUGGGAGGAUUGGGGGAGAGGGUGACGGAGGAGGGCCUGAGGAGGUUCUUAGGAGCAUCUUCGAGUCUAAGAACCUCGGGAGGGUAGAGGGAGUUGCCAUCGUACGGACCAAAGGCCGCAGCUUCGCCUGCUGCUACUUCGUCCCUUCCUCCUCCGCUUCCCUCUCUAAGCUCUUCAGCACGUACAAUGGGUGUGUUUGGAAGGGAGGACGGCUGAAACUCGAGAAGGCGAAAGGACACUUUCUUCUCCGCUUGGAACGCGAGUGGGAAGGAGAUGCUGCAAUGUCUAGUUUACUUAAUGAUGCUUCCGGUGCAGAUGAAGUCCCGGAGCAGCCACAAAAGCCCAAGAAGUCUUUUAAUCCCGAAAGUGAAAUUCGGAUAUUCUUCCCCAGAUUAAGUAAGGCAGGACUGAUUGCAGAAUUCACGGGUUAUGUUGUGCUUGUACUACUGGAAGAACAGGAAAAAUACAGCUUCCAGCGCGUCGAAGCUCUUCCGUACCGGAAGCAUUUCUGCAACUGUGAAGAGCAUUCGGGUCCAUCAUCCUUGCCCUCGAUAGAGCAACGAAUUCCUAAGGCUGAAGCGCUCGAUGGUGGGAUAGAUGCUAUGGAGUUUGAUCUGAUGAGGUCGGUCAUGAACAAGCUGUUCGAGAAGGAAAUGGGGUCAGAAACCAUGCGGGACGAAAAGAAACUUGCCAAGCAAGAAGUUAUGAAAGGCAUGGACAUUGAUGAACCUCAGCAGGAAGAUGCUGUGGAGGAAGACUCAGGGGAAGAUGAGGAUGGUCUUAUUAUCAACAUUGUUAGGAGUUCGAGAAGUACCAGACCUAAGAUGAAUAAGAUAGAAGACGAGAUAUCAAUACCAAAACAGAGAAACCAAAAGAUCAGUCUGAGACUGGAAGAGGAAAUACAGCGUGACCAAGAAGAAUCUGGUGAUCAUGAGGAUGAAGAAUCUGACGAGCGUAAUGAUGAAGAAUCUGAUGAGCAUGACGAUGAAGAAUCCACCGAGCAUGACGAUGAAGAAUCCGAUGAGCAUGACGAUGAAGAAUCUGAUGGGCGCGGUUCUUUGGACAGUGAGGAUCCUGAGUUUGAUAAACACUCUGAUGUGGAUGAUUCUGUGGACGGUGAGGAUCAUGAGUCAGACAAACGGAACGUCUGUGUGGAAGCUGACUUGAAGGAAUCAAAUACGGUCUUGGGAAGUAAUUCGGGAAGGGGCGCCGUGUGGCUUCAUAAAUCUUCAUGGACUCAACUUGUGGCUGAUAGUCAGAAUCAGUCAUUCAGUUUGUCGCGAAUUUUGUCAUCAGACAGGAAUGAAGAGACGCAGGACUACCGAGAUGAUACUGCUGUUACCAACAAGAAGCAGCAGGGAAACGAACCUUCAAAUGCCUUGGUCAAUGGGAAGGAGGAAGCCCCAAUCACAUCAUCCUUAGGAGAGGAGUCAAAGAAUCUAAUCUUGCAGAGUUCAAUGGAAUCUAAUCCUGGAACCAGCCACAAACGUGAGAAGAAGGGAGUUGCAACUUCUGAAAAGGUGCCUCUUUGCAUCGGUGAAGAAUGCCUCUUCAUGAAAAGCUUUGCCUCGUUGCGGGACAGGGCCAACAGUAAAGCAGCUCUUACUGGGUCUCGCAAGAGGAAGAAGAUGUAG
Punica granatum (pomegranate) is the source of this 1701-nucleotide messenger RNA. Lineage: Eukaryota; Viridiplantae; Streptophyta; Magnoliopsida; Myrtales; Lythraceae. The record is from RefSeq and is a predicted model, not a curated record.